GGCGAAAUGUAUCCGCCCCGCUGUCAGUCUUCCCGAACUCGGCGCUUGUUUUGUGUCCCACAGGAGACAGGAGAGAUUCAGCUUUACAUUACUGAAAGAAGAACACAUUCAAGCUGUGAAACAAUGCCUUCUGAUUGACCUCAACAGCAGUAACUGUCCAUCAUGAACAGCGAGGAAGAGUUCUAUGAUGCUGAGACAGGUUUAGAAUCGGACGACUCAUGUGAAGUCAGCUUUAAAGAUGCCUGUGUCUAUGAGAGCAAGCAGACAGUGAAUGGAAAAGUGCCGUCUGAAAAUGGAGUAUGGGAGAGGAGAACUACUCUGCCAGCACCUAUGUUCUCCAGAAAUGACUUUAGUGUGUGGGGCUUCCUGAAGAAAUGCAUUGGAAUGGAGCUGUCCAAGAUAACAAUGCCCAUUGUUUUCAACGAACCACUGAGCUUCUUGCAGAGGAUUACAGAGUACAUGGAACAUACAUACCUCAUCCAUAAAGCUUGUACACUUUCUGACUCUAUAGAGCGUAUGCAGCUUGUUGCCGCAUUCGCCAUCUCUGCUGUUGCAUCGCAAUGGGACAGAACUGGAAAACCUUUUAACCCUUUAUUAGGAGAGACUUUUGAACUUACACGGGAUGAAGAGGGUUACCGCAUGAUCUCAGAACAAGUGAGCCACCAUCCACCAAUCAGUGCCUUCUACACAGAGUCACUCAAUCAAGACUUCUCGUUUCACGGCUCCAUCUACCCUAAACUCAAAUUCUGGGGGAAGAGUGUGGAGGCAGAGCCUAAAGGCACCAUGACACUUGAGCUCUCCAAGCAUAGAGAAGCUUACACAUGGACGAACCCUAUGUGCUGUGUGCAUAACGUUAUUCUGGGUAAACUCUGGAUUGAACAGUAUGGGACAGUGGAGAUCGUGAACCACAGCACUGGGGACAAGUGUGUGCUGAAUUUUAAGCCAUGCGGCAUGUUUGGCAAAGAGCUGCAUAGGGUAGAGGGACAUAUCCAGGACAAGAGUAAAAAGAAGCAUCAUGUUAUCUAUGGGAAGUGGACUGAGUGUGUAUAUAGCAUUGAGCCAAAAGUCUAUGAAGUCAACAAGAAAGCAGAGAAGAAAAGCGGAGGAGAUUCCAAGAAACACAAGCAGGAGCAGAGUACAGGGGGUGAUGAUGCAGAUGAAAUGCCAGAUGUCGAGGAAACAGUUACUAUGAUCCCAGGCAGUACGCUGCUAUGGAGAGUAGCCCCUCGACCGCCACACUCGACACAGAUGUAUAAUUUUACUAAUUUUGCCAUGACGCUUAAUGAGCUGGAGCCUGGCAUGAAUGGAGUCAUAGCACCAACAGACUGUCGUUUGCGGCCUGACAUCAGAGCUAUGGAGAAUGGGGAUAUCGAUACUGCAAGUCAAGAGAAGGAGAGAUUGGAAGAGAAGCAGAGAGCUGCCAGAAGAGAGCGUGCUAAAGAUGAGGAAGAAUGGUCUACGAGAUGGUUCCAGCAAGGCAAUAAUUGGUACACUGGAGCUGCAGACUGGAUCUACAAGGGUGGUUACUUUGACAGAAGGUACUCUGACCUUCCAGACAUCUACUGAUUCAGCUGGGAAGACUGAAAGAGUCUAGAGAUUCAUCCUUUGCUCUCCUUCACCCAAUCCAUAUCAUCUCCUCUCCUUAAGCUCUUUUCAUUUUUUUCAUCAGAAUGUGAGAUUCAUGUGAACAGUUUUUGGACAAAGCCUCUCCACGAGUUUACUAGACUUUUGAAAAUGUAGUGUGAGUGGAUUUAUUUAUUUUGAGACGUAGGGAAUGCCUUAAUUAUUUUUCUUUUUUUUUCAUGUAUGUUAGAUUUUGUCUGUGCAAACUUAGUACAUUUAGAAAAUGCUAGUUUAUGUACAGAAUGUGCUAACCUACCUUUCCAUGCAUCUCACUAGAUACACUCAGGUGUUCAGUUUAUGGGUACAAGUGGUUAGUGAUAGCAUCACUGCGAUGCAAUUUUUUUUUUUUAAUAUGAGGCUGCUCAGAACCUAUUAGGAGAGCAUAAUUUUGUGUUUUUGUUCAAACUAAUGCUAUGUUAUCAUCUCGUUGAUAUGCUUUUUUCCCCCUUAUCUCAGAAAUAUGACCUCUGUUUGUGGUAUGUAUGAUGUGCAGGAACUUCACAGUUAAAGAUUCUGCCUGAUUUUGAGUACCCAAAAAUGAAAAGGAGUUUUGAAUUAUCCCACCUUUGUUCAGAAAUUAUUGUUAUAUCUCGCUGAUAAGGCUCUUGGGCCAUUUUUCUCACCAUCUCCAUGGUACAGGGGAGUUUACUAAAAACGAAUAGUCUCAUUCCUCACACAUUUAGAAAUGUUUUGGAUCGGUUUUGUUUUUGUUUGACAGACACAAAUGAUAGCUGCUCAUGAAAAAUGUUUACUUGGUAAAAAAAAAAAAAAAAAAAAAAGGUGUUUUGUAUUUGUUAAAAAGCUCUUAUAACUAAAAUCCUUUUACAUCUUAGCAUUAGUGUUUUGAGUGUUGCCAAAGCGACUUUUCUCUUGUAGAAACUAAAGCCAUAUAACUUGUCAGUGUUGAGUGAUACAUCCAGGUGAAUGAAAUGGAGGUGGGUGUUAAUCUUUCUUUUUAUUUCAGCACUUAAUGGCUCACGGAUGUCAAGGUGCUUCACCUUAGCCCACAUAUAUUCGUGUGUCCCAGAAAUGCUCAGAAUGUGCUUCAUUGCUCACAUGCUUUUUGCCAUACAGCAAACUUCAUUCUUCAAGGACUAAUUAUUUUCCAGACAUGCAAAUCGUAGAUGAGAUGACCUCAGAGGAUCAUGAAAGACACCACUGUCUUUUAUUUCGAAACUUUAAACAAUACUGUGAUAUUAACACUCACAAAUCUCAGAAGCUAUGCAAAAAUUAAUGGAAAUGUCUGUCUAUGAAUUGUACAGUUUAAUGUUUAUGUAAAAUACAUUGGUUGGCCUAGUGCAAAGGUUUCAAGCAUGCUAGUACUUUUGCUUUUGGUUUGACACAGUAUUACUGGCUGUUUUGCACAGCCUAAAGUUGGUUAGGUGGAGACACAGGUGUAUUUAACGGCAGUGAUUAAUAACACUGUUAUCUAAUUAUUAGAAGUGUUUAUCAUUUACCCUUUAAUAUGUCUUUAAUAUGUUCCAUAUAGUGCGUACUGUUCCAAAAGCCAAGCUUCGGGCCAUGGCAAAGAAUUAACUACAAUUAAUUUCCCAAUGUAUUUUAUACACUAUACUGUGGCAUGUCUAAGCAUAAAUUAUUUAAUCUCACUAUCAAUGUUUACUAGCGGUUAGAGAUAUCAGUAUAUUAUUCCACCAGCUGCUAAUGUAAUGUCUUUUAGAAACCUUGAAAUCAUGGGACAUUAAAAAAAUCACACCCCCAAUUGUCUCAUGAUUUUAUGCUGUUAAUCAGCUAUUCCUUUAACAAUCACAUCAAGUGAAUAUACAAGUAAACCUGGUUACAUUGCAACUAUGUAAAGCAAACAUACACUCGAAAAUUUUCAAGUCAUUCUGUCUGUUCUUAUUAAACUGUUUUGAUUGGUUGUUUCUGUUGUGAAACUCACUAUUUCACAGAUAGAAGCCCAAAUUAUACCACUGUGGUGCUAUGACGGCUUUACAUAACUGUACAUGAUGUAUUGUGACUUUUUACUAUAUUUUUAUAGAUCACGUGAAAUGCACUCAUGAAUCUGCUAAUUUGUAUACUUGCAAUAUUAAUUAUAUAUGUGAGACCUCACUAAGAAACA
Carassius gibelio (silver crucian carp) is the source of this 3703-nucleotide messenger RNA. Its product is annotated as oxysterol-binding protein-related protein 2-like. Gene Ontology annotation, molecular function: cholesterol binding. Gene Ontology annotation, cellular component: membrane; intracellular membrane-bounded organelle; cytosol. The transcript has 14 exons. The coding region runs from base 163 to 1566 and encodes 467 amino acids. NCBI's taxonomy places the organism in Eukaryota, Metazoa, Chordata, Actinopteri, Cypriniformes, Cyprinidae. The record is from RefSeq and is a predicted model, not a curated record.